AAACUUUCAAUUGAUUCUAAUUUACUUUUUGAAAAAUGGUUUCUAAGCUAGCCUUGCUCGUCCAAGGCCUCUUGGUCACGGUUGUUUUAAUCUCUUCCAUGGGAGAAGCUAGACACUUGAUUGAGGUUGCUGCAAAGCAAAAUGAGGUCGAUAGUGCCAAAAGUAAAGCAAGUACUGAUACCUUCAUCAUACCUGGUAUUCCAGGUAUACCUACAUGGCCCGGUAUUCCAGGCAUACCUGGUGUUCCUACCAUACCUGGUAUUCCAAGUAUACCCGGGAUUCCUACAAUGCCUGGUAUUCCAGGUAUACCAACAUGGCCUGGUAUUCCAAGUAUACCUACAUGGCCUGGUAUUCCUGGCAUACCCGGAUGGCCAGGUACUCCAGUAACUCCUGUAGCCCCCGUGACUCCAAUAACUCCGGUAACUCCAGUAACUCCCAUAGCCCCUGGAACACCGAGUCCACCACCUCUUUAAAUCCUCCCAAUUCUCUCAUUCACUUAGCCACAUGGUCAAACAACCACGAGUAAUUAAAGUUAAAUAAUAAUGUUGAUUGUAUC
Vicia villosa (hairy vetch) is the source of this 556-nucleotide messenger RNA. RefSeq lists its product as uncharacterized. NCBI's taxonomy places the organism in Eukaryota, Viridiplantae, Streptophyta, Magnoliopsida, Fabales, Fabaceae. The coding region runs from base 36 to 473 and encodes 145 amino acids. The record is from RefSeq and is a predicted model, not a curated record. The transcript is spliced from 2 exons.